Molecule: messenger RNA, 7577 nt
Organism: Danio aesculapii
Lineage: Eukaryota; Metazoa; Chordata; Actinopteri; Cypriniformes; Danionidae
Gene: cdc42ep2
Product: CDC42 effector protein (Rho GTPase binding) 2
Exons: 2
Coding region: 770-1513 (247 amino acids)
Source: RefSeq, a predicted model, not a curated record
CACCGCGCGUUGUGAACUGACAGCAGUUUGUGUGUGCGUGAUGCGCUGCAGCCUCACUUCGAUCUCUCUGUCCUGCUGGAAUCCUCAGCAAACACGGAAGAAGCGGCACAGCGCGGCGGUAACUGACAAAUAAUGGCCUGGAUAACACAAUUGUAGAUAUCAAUGGCAAUCCAGAUCCAUUGAGUCCAGUCCUGUGCGGUCUGUGCAGCGGUGAUGUGAUGUGAGGUGGGCUUACAGCGCUCUAUAGCGAGGCUCCAUUUCUACCGGAUCAGCAGAUACUCGCUCGCUUGCUCUAUAGGUAUGCGGUAUCAAGUGUGUUAGGGUUAUUUUUGUACUUCUGUCAGUUCGGCAGGUUUUCGCGCUGAAAGAAGUGAACAUGACCAAGCAGAAUUGGCACUGAAUCAUUUGGAGCAGGGCAUAGAUACUUUCUGGAAAGGAGUGGAUCACACGAGCAUCUCAGCGACUGCAGACACACUGGAUUAAACUGUCUGUAAGGAUGCUUGGAUCGUUGUCCUGAUUGGAAUGCUGUCCUUCUGGUCUUCAGAUGGGAAUUCUGGGCUUUGUAUAUGAAGAGACACUUUAGACCAAUGACAUUCUUUCCCUACAAAGAAGGCAUCCUGACUCUGUCCAAUUGGAUUGGUUUUGAUUGCUUGGCAAAUUUUCCUUUUUGUUUCUUCUUCACGUGUUGAUUCUUUUCAACCUUCCCUCUUUAUUUACCCUGCUGGAAGGUCUGUCUCUCUGCUGUGCGGGAGGACACGGUGGGUCCAACAUGACUACCAAGGCUCCCAUAUACUUAAAACGACGAAGCCGCAAAGGAAAGAAGGAAAAGUUGCGGGAUGUUCUUUCAUCUGACAUGAUCAGUCCUCCGCUUGGAGACUUCAGACACACUAUCCACAUCGGCAGUGGUGGAGGCGAUGACGAUCUUUUUGGUGACCUGUCUUUCCUACAAGGUAAAUUUCAUCUACUACCUGGACAACAAGGUCACCGUGGGUCAUUCCAACUAAGUCGUACAGCAAGUGUAUGCAGUCACCCAGCGGUCAGUGAGGGCUCACCACUGCUGAAAAAUGCCCUGUCACUUCCUAUCAUUGGAGGGGUGCAGGCGCUCACCCUUCCAUCGGCAGCGACGUUGAACACAGAGGUCCCAACAACCUUGACAAAAACUCAAUCGCCCUCAACAUCUCCAUCUCUCGCUCCACCUCCCAAACCUCCCAGACUACACCUGGAAGAGAGGAGCAUCACACGACAUGCGUCCCUUCCUGCAUCUCCAAACCACUCUUCACUGCAUUCAAACACACACAGGCCAAUGCCCGAUACUAAGAAAGAUGAGAAGUGUGUAAAGGAUGCAGAUGAGGAGGAAAGGCCAUAUCUGUCCAAUGCUGGAUCUAUGCUUUCCCUCCAUUUGGACUUGGGGCCAUCGAUUCUAGAGGAUGUGUUGCAGAUCAUGGACAAGCAGAGAACGGGGACGUUCAGUGGGGGACUUGCAUCCAGCGGACGACAAGAGAUAUAUACCUGAUAUUGAACACAAAGAAGUGAGUCAAAGGUGCAUAAAUAUGGGAAUCAUUCUUGAUGUACUGUAACAAGAUAUUUACCAGCUUUUCCUGGAGAUUUGUUUUUUUUUCAUCAAUAUACAUGUAAUCUUUGCAAAAUACUCUUGUGAGCUCCAAGAUUUGGACUGUGAAUCCAUUGUUUUAUUGAACUUCUGCGUACUUACAUGGAUUUUUUAAUUCAUCUCUAUUAGACUGUAUUAUGAUUUUUUUUAAAUGGUACCUUUUAGGUGUUUUUAAGCUUCCUGAGACCCUCAUUCAUGUAAUCUUGGACUGAUUGUGUUGGCAUGAAUCAGUGCAAUUACCAUGUUCACAUUUGCCUAUACAAACCAAUCAAAGGGAGAGAAAAUGGCAGUUUUUCAAAACCGUGAGCCAGGUGUGAAAGCGCCCUCGAAGAUAAACAAACCUUGGAGGAGUUCCUUUUAUAGGGAGAAUUCACCCAAAUAUUUGCCUAGUAUUAUACCAACCAAAUUCCUGGAGACACCUAUACUAUACAUUUUCAAAUCUCUUCCAAAUAAACACACUCAUUAGAGAAGACUCCAAGACUGUAAAUCAAUGGGUCAGAAAAGGGAGACAUUCAAAAUCUGUUCUGUUGGUGUACCGCCAGGAACAGGGUUGAGAAAUACUGACUUAAGUUUUUAAGUGCACUUUUUAGGAGUAGAGACAGUACAAAGGUAUUUAUAAGGGUACUACACCAGUUCUGUAAAACACAUUGUUGUAUUCGCUUCAGAUGUCUUGUCCAUGAACUGUUGGCUGACAUCAUAAUUCGAAAUGCACACUAAAUUGUUGAUAAGUUUUAAAGUCAUUAUCUAAUUGGUGGAAUUCUACAGGAUAUCUGAUUUGUCAUGUUCUUUAAUGAGCAGUAAGGUUCUGUUCAGUACAGUACAGUCUGUUUUCACUGUCAAAAGUACCAAAAUGGUGAACCAUACCAUACCACUUUUUUGGCGUCCUUUUCAAUGGUAACCUAUUAUGACAGUAUUUUAUCAAAAGCAUGGAGCUACAAACUCUGCUGAUCGCUACUGGUUUAUGGAAAAUUGUGAACAGUUUGCACCAUAAGACAAGGGAACAACAACACAGGAGUCUCAUUUUUAAAUACACGGCAGAGACAUUAGGCCAUAUAAUAAUGCAAUGACAGUGCGCAGCAAUGAACCAUGGUCGACCCAAGCUCAAACAAAGCUUGUCUUUUCUUGUAGACCACAGGUGUCAAAUCCAGUUCCUGGAGGACUGCAGCUCUGCACAGUUUAGUAGCAACCCUGCUUCAAAACACUUACCUGUAUAGGUUUCAAACAGGCCUGAAGGACUCAAUUAGUUUGAUCAGGUGUGUUUAAUAGGGUUAAAGCUAAACUCUGCAGAGCUGCGGCCAUCCAGAAACUGGAUUUGACACCUGUGCUGUAGACAAACAGCCAUGUGCCAAGAAGCAAGAAUUUGAUUUGGUGCAUGUCCUCUAUUGUUGUUUAUGAGGUCCUGUAAAAACAGGUGUAAAGUUUUAUGGAUUUGCCACACAUGUAUAUGUGAAGUAAUGAACUUGAGUAAGCAAAAGACGUAAAUGGCGUCAAAAUGACGUUCAUUGUAACUUUAUGCCAUAUGCCACGCUUGGCGAGUAAGAGAGUACUUUUGGCAGUGGAAACAGAAGCCUGAUCAACCCAAUCACACAAUUCCUUCAUGCUGUCCCAACAUAAUUGUUUUUACAAAUUUAAGUGGAUUGAACAUAAAACAAUUAAGUUGUCCCCAAAUCAGUCUCAGAAAUUGUGUCGUUUCAUUUUUUCUUUUAAAUAAGUAGAUUGAACAAGCUGCAAACAAUAUUAUUUUGAGUGAACCAAACCAAAUGCGCAGAUCAGAAUCUUGCCAGAAAUAGUGGGUCAUCAGGGUAUCUCUUGCCUACUGUUUUUUUUUUAAUACUAUGAAUGCAGAGUACUACUUGCUUCACAUCGAAACACCAUUUUAUUGUACUUACACUGACUUUACUUUUGAACAAAACAAACUGUGAUUGGUUUUCAUGUCAGUCCUCGGCCAAUGAAUGCUCCAUCUGAAUAUGUCAGAUUAGUGUACACUAAAGGUACCAUUUUUUAUGUUUUUGUUUUCCCCCAUAAGUGUAUUUGGACUACAAGAAAGACACGUCCUGGCUUUAUUUCUACUCUUAGAUAUAUUAGUAAAAAUCCAACAGCAAUCAAGAAAGCACACCAAAAACGACCUUCAUUGUGCAUUUGUGUAAUUACAGAGCAACGGGCCUCCUGGAUUCACUACAGAAAAAGGAAAAACUGACAGUUUUCUCUUUCAAAGCAGCAAUGACAUCAUCUCCCCCCUCUGUGUUGUUGCAAUUUGUGUAAUCGGGUAAAAAUGCGGAGCUCCUCCCUUAUGAUCUGGACACACACACAUGCACGUGCCAGAAGGCCUCUACAUGCGUCUACACCCUGCCAUGACAACUUUCUGGUUUUGCUGGGAGUAGUUUUCAUUGUUCAGAAUGCAAGGAGCUGUUUUUUUUUAAUAAGGGUCAGAAAUGUGGAAUGGUUUCCUUUCAUGAAAUGCACACUUUUUUUUUCUUGGUGUUUGGUUGUUGUUGAAGUGCAUGCACUCCCUCAGGCUUUGACAGAUGAUCACUUUCCAGGCAGCGGUAGUUUUUCCUUUCUCUGACUUGAGCCGUGGGGCCUAAAAAAGGACUUGUGUUACCUUGGUAUCCCCCAUGUAACCCGGCACAUGUGGGGUUCAUACACUCCAAGCUUUCAGCUCAAAGAUAUAGAUUUCAGUAUUAUGUUUCAUGUCAGGUUAUAAAUUAAAAUAAGUAACUUACCACAAAUUGCAUCAAACUGUCAGCAAGAAGAUGACAUAAAAAAGAAGCAAAUAUUAACAGAAAUGUGUCGCAAUCAGCUGUAUAUGAUGCUACCUUUGCACAAACAGCAAUAAGGAACCUACUGUAUUCAUUUAUCAACUCAAUAGUUCUCAUACUAUAUAUAUAUAUUCAGAUUUAACACUCUAGUUCAUAAAAUGAAUUCCAUUUCUGAAAGUAUUUUGCUCUUUCUUUAAACAAUUCUUGUUUUCUUAUUUAUUUUGUUACUAGUGAAUUGUAUCCUUAACUUGCAAAUUUAUUUCCAAAGCUUAAUCUAGUUACAUAAUCAUAGCUCUGUGCACUUAACUCCAUUCUUAAUUUAAAUCUCAGCUAGUGACAGAUUAAAUGUAGAAACACUUUGAAUAUGUGGCCUUUCUAUUUGGCUGGUACAGUUUUUUCAAUCAUAAUGACAAAAUGCAUUAUAUUAGAUAUUAUCAAUCUGAACAGGGACCUGAAUGCUAGACAUACAGUGUAAUGAAUACAUUUUAGUACUAAAAAUAUAUACUUAUUUCAUUUUGGAUUCUAAAACUUACCCUUACAUUAACCAGAAAUGUGUUACCUAAACCGUUCCUAUGGUCACUUGACUGCUCAUGUAGAACAAUGGUCCCCAACCCCCAGGGCCGCACAAGAAAUCGUUAAUUAUUUUUGUUUUAUUUAUUAUCUGAGUCUGAACAAUCUUUUAUUUUGAAAAAAAUGUUUAAAAAUGAGCGUGUUCUCUCGAAUACAUCUCGGUCACUUGACCACCAGAAUUUAACCCACAAGCUAGCAAAAUGAGUAAGAAACAGACGUCUUUGGAAAGUUUCUUUACAAAGGGGAAAAGUUCCAUUGAAGGACCCACGAACUGCCAAGCAAUGGAUCCACAAGCUAUUUGUCUACGAGUCAGGUCAAUCCAGCAUGUCUGUGCAAGAAAAAGAUCAACUACUGGAGAUCGCAAAUGAAGGCGGCCAUUCACGUCAUGUCUUUUCCAAGUGCACGUUCGUUAUUUCCAAUGAAGACACUCAUAUUGGAGCGAUGUGCACGCAGCCCCCAGUUAAAAUUUUUCAGAAUGCUGUGAGCGCACUACGAGUCACAUGACAAGAACUGACCGAUCAGCUUUGAAUGGAAAUACAAAUUUCAGUAGACUAACGUUCGAUUCAGUAGACAUACAUGAUGUAUCUGUUGUCACCUACAUGCUGUCCAUAUCCUUUCUUUCAAGUGGGAAAUUUAAAAUAUGUCGUCGUAAUAAUUUUUUUUUUACCCGUUCGAUCGUGGUUAACGAUCACCCAGUACCAUUACAGCCCUUCACACAACAAGAACUUUACACUCUCUAUCUACUCUCUGCUAAAACCAUAUAACAGCUAACGUUAACUCGGAUACCCCACAAAUGGUGGCUAGAUGCAUAAUCCAACGUCACCUGACAAAGACCGAUUUAAGGACCCACGAACUGCCAAGGAAUGGAUCCGCAACCUAUUUGUAAAUAAAAUCAAGUGCAUCCAGGAUGUCUAUGGAAGAAGAUGAUCAACUGACCAUAGAUCAGCAUUCAUAUAUCACGUCUUCCGUGUGCAAGUUCAUUAUUUACAAUGGAGGCACGCAUAUUGGGAGUGAUGCGCACAUGGCACUCCCGUUUAAGAACAUCUCAAGAUUCUGGAAUACUUCGUCACUUGACAAGAACUGACCAAUCAGCAUUGAAUGGAAUAUACAAAUUUCGGUAGACUUAACAUCCGAUUCAGUAGACAUCUGUAAUCUCCUACAUGCGGUCCAUAUCCUUUCUUCCAAAUGGGAAAUUUAAAAUAUCUCGUCAUAAUUUUAUUUUACCUGUUCGAUCGUAUGAUUUACCAUUACAGCCCUUCACGCAACAAGAAAGUUACACUCUAUUUACUCUGUGAAAGACGUUAAAACCAUAUAACAGGUAACGUUAACUUUGAUACCCUGCAAAGGGCGGUUAGACCCAUAAUGUAACUAGGCGUUCAUGAGGGUGACGUCACCUGACAAACACUGACCCAUGAACUGCCAAAGAAUGAAGCCGCAACCUAUUUGUCAACGAAUCAGGUGAAUCCAGCAUGUCUGCAAGAAGAUGAUCAUCUGCUGUAGAUCGCAAAGGACCGUAAAUUUCCAUUUACAUAUCGCAUCUUUUCCGCGUUCAAGUUUGUUAUCUCCAAUGGAGGCGUGCAUAUAGGGAGUGAUGGGCACGCGGCACCCAGUUAAAAACAUCUUAAGUUUCUGGAAUACCGCAAGUCACUUCACAAGAACUGACCAAUCAGCUUUACACUUUGUAUGGAAUAGACACAUUUCGGGAGACUAAUUAUCUCAGAGAAACACUGCUGUGCCUUUUAAUUUUCUAUAUAAGACACUUGUAUCAGAGUUGCAGCAAUGUUUUGUCAGCUUGUCAUCUUCAGAGAAAGUUGUUCUCAGCCUAGCAAUCUAUGCACACCCAACAUCCCUCCCCACCCCCGGCACCACUUGGGCCCUGGUAGAAUUGUCAAGCGUUGACCAGUCCGUAGUGAUAAAAAUGUUGGGGACCACUGAUGUAGAAUACAAAAAUAUCUUUACAUUUGUCAUUUUUCCUAAUUGCAUCAACACAGUACGUAUUAGACUAGGAUGAUGUGUAACUCUUAUAAGCUGUUGUAUUUUAAUAAGGGUGAUCAGGGUUACUUUCUGAUUUUGCAUCACUGAAGCACAAUAACUACAAAUAAAUAAAUAUCUUUUCAGCAAUUCAAUAAACAGAUAGAUGUAAAUACCAAUAGCUGGAUUUAAUGCUAACAAUCACAUGCCUUAAUAAACAUCUCUAAUUUACCACAGCAAAAUACUGUGAUCAUUCAUGUAUUAAUGCUGUUUUCAGUUUGCAACAAAUAUAGCCGUGGAUUUUUUACUCCGAUUUUUGUUGAUUAAAGUGAAAAUGUGAUGUUCCUACAUUACUGAUAUGCUAAUUUCAUGAACACAUACAUUCCUGGUGGACUUGUGUUUUCUUCUUCAUAAAACGACAGUAUGUAUUCAGGCUAAAAAGGAAGCAGCAGCAUCUGGAAUAUUUAGCGUUGCUGCUUUAUCAAUGAACGUGAAUCAUUUAUCACUAAUCACCUUGGUUUUGCAUCUGCACCUAAGGACAUUUUUUAUUGGGAUUUUUCAGAUUGUAUACUGGAUGUUAACUGAAUGUUUGCUGCUGCUGUACAUAUUACAAUAGACUUACAGGAUAGGACAGAAACAAAAUGGUAAAUAAAUGGCCAUUUACAAAA